Messenger RNA from Parastagonospora nodorum SN15, 1509 nucleotides. RefSeq lists its product as hypothetical. Lineage: Eukaryota; Fungi; Ascomycota; Dothideomycetes; Pleosporales; Phaeosphaeriaceae. The record is from RefSeq and is a predicted model, not a curated record. The transcript is spliced from 3 exons. The coding region runs from base 1 to 1509 and encodes 502 amino acids.
AUGAUCACGAUCCCACUUGCCUCCACAUGGGAUUGGAAGCUGAACAUUACUGAGACUGUCCAAGCCAAAAAUGUAACGAACCCGAACACGGGUACGCUGCCGCCGAGCCAAAUUCGCGGUGCCAUGUUUCACGGUCCCAACAACCAGGCUGAAGUCUAUGUCUAUGGCGGGACAACCUUCAUGGGCAAUCAGUCUUUCGAGGCAUACACGCGGCCAGACUCCUCAGCGUACCCUUUGUGGUCUUAUACGUACGGUGCAAGCACCCCAUGGGGCCAAUACGCGGGUGAUACCGCGUGGAUGCCGAACCAUGGAGCGGCGACGGAAGCAAUAGACCAAGGCCUAGCAUUCUACCUCAAUGGGCAAAUCGAUUGGGGCACUUCUUCCAAGACUUUCGAUAUUCUCCCUAAGACGGACGCGAUAUAUGUUCCUAUACAAGGCAUGCUCAUUCUUGACCUGAACACGCAAUCUGCGAGGAAUCUAUCGACCUCCAAGCUAAGAGGUGGGGCGCCACGCGUAGGAGGUACUAUGGAAUACAUCGCUUCGAUUGGUGACAACGGAGUGCUUGUAGCGUUGGGGGGUCAGAUCCAAGCCAAUCUUAGCAGCUCUUUCGCCAAUGUCAAAACUGGCUCAUUGAUCGAUUUCGCGACAGUGGACCUUUUUGACAUCGGCUCCUACUUCGGGGAUCCUGACAGCAACGGAACAUGGUACUCGCAGAAAACAACCGGGAAACGACAAAUGAUCACGGUUGGUGGAAACAAUACCAAUGGUCUCACGUGUGACUGGGAGACCAAGGGUGUUGCGGUGUGGGAGUUAACUUCGCUGACAUGGGGAUCCGUCUUUUUGAAUAACCUGACUGAGUUCCAAGUGCCUCAAAAAGUCCUCAGUGCAACAGGUGGAAACGCGAACGGUAACGCCACGAACAAAGAUCCAGCACUCGGCUGGACUGACCAAGGCCUGAAAAAAGUCUUCGCAACACCUCGCAGAUACAACUUGCCCGACAACACGACAUCCCCAACCUCCCGAAAAUCCAAUACCGCAGCCAUCGCAGGCGGUACCGUUGGCGGUAUCGCCUUCCUCGCCCUCAUCGCGCUCGCAGCAUUCCUCUUCCGCCGGCAACACCGCAAACACCACGGCCCGCACGAACUUCACAACAGCUCCUCCCCGACCGCCAGUGCGUCGAAGAACAAAUUCGAACUCCAAGCCGUCAAUGAAAACAGCCCUGCUGAGCUCUUCGGCAAUGAUCCCAGGGAACUCGAGUCGCCGAGACAGGUUGUAGAAGCGGAGAAUGUUUCGAGUACGACGAGGGCGGAGUUGCCAGGGACAAAUACGGUCAGGGGAGGCGUGCAUGGGGUUCCGAUUGUUAGGACGCCAGGGGAUGAAUUGCCUGAGCGACCGGAGUAUGUGGCGGGUUUGAGGCGAUUGGAGAGAGACGGGACGGGGGUGAAGGAAGUUGCGAUUGUGGACAAAAUCGAAGAAGAAGAAAAGAAGCCAGGAAAUACGGAGAUUUGA